Astyanax mexicanus (Mexican tetra) is the source of this 2632-nucleotide messenger RNA. It is a transcript of the gene plin1, whose product is annotated as perilipin 1. The transcript has 7 exons. Gene Ontology annotation, biological process: lipid metabolic process. NCBI's taxonomy places the organism in Eukaryota, Metazoa, Chordata, Actinopteri, Characiformes, Acestrorhamphidae. The record is from RefSeq and is a predicted model, not a curated record. Bases 191 to 1084 code for a protein of 297 amino acids. Gene Ontology annotation, cellular component: lipid droplet.
CCAUUUUGAAAUCACGUCUGUCUCAACAGUGAUAAUAAAGCACAGAUGCGAGAGGGAGUGACCAGAAAGCUUUAGACACUUAUUUGGACAUGCUAAAACUUAUUUUACACAAGACUGAAUCUAAACUGUGACUUUCACACUUUAAGUUUAAAACUUUGUUGCUGAUUUUACAUUGGGAAGGCCUUUGGAAAUGGCACCAGCUGAAAGGGAAGUGGAGAAGUCCCAGAAUAACCAGAACGUAUUUGUGAGACUGCGCAAUCUCCCCACUGUCAGUAUCACAUUCGAGGUCAUCGAGGGGUCAUACGUCAGUGCAAAGGCUGCUAACCCGCUUCUGUCUUCAGUAUGUCGAGUGUGUGAGGAAGGCAUGAGGAGUGCUGGCAGUCUGGCUGCCCGCGGCAUGCAGCCUGCUGUCCACAUGCUGCAGCCUCAGCUUACAGCUGCCAACUCCCUGGCCUGUCGAGGACUGGACCAACUGGAGGAGAAAGUGCCGGCUUUGGAGUACCCCCCUGCAAAGUUGGCAGCAGGGAUCGCAGGCCUGGCGUCUUCUGCAGCGCGGAGUCCAGCUGUGCAGUACGUCCUGAGCAGUUCCAUUUCAAAGCUGGCAGAAGAAGGAGCUGACACUGCUCUGACUCUUACUGAACACCUAGUCAACUACAUACUCCCAAAACCCACUGAGGAAAAAGAGGAGGAGUCGUCAGAGAGGCAGAUAGCUACUGUGGGCCCAAAGCCUGGCUUAAUGAGACUGGGAAAUCUUGCCAGCACCGUCUGGAGACGGGGUUAUGCGCAGACAGCCACGCUGCUCCAGCGAGCCAAGAGUCAAGGUCAGCAGCUGGCCACACGCCUCCCCAGUGUGACCCCUCUGAUCUCUGGCCAGUCUUCCAAGCCAGGGGAGGAGAUCAUUUACAACGGAGAAGGAGAGAAAGAAGAAGAGAUGAAAAGCCGAUCUAAUGGAGCAGACCAGAGGAACAACCCUCGCAAUUCCCAGGAGAGGUUGGUGAAGGAUGGGGAGCCCAUGGAAUCUGAGGAGCUUCACCUCCCCCAGACAAAGCAGGUCCUAGAGAAAAGUCCUCAUCUGGAAUGUUAAGACAGAAUCAAGGCUACAGUUCUCCUCCUAUUAUCAGUGUCUGCAGACUGAUGUGUAGGAGAUUCUGUGAUAGUACUGAGAGGAAGUUAUAGGUAGAACAGAGUAGACAAAGUUAACCUUUAAGAUAAAGAAGUAGUUUAUUUGUUUUUCUGUAUUACUCAUGCUUCCUGCACUCACAACUAUUUUCCAGUUUAUUGUCAAGCAAAGACAAACAUGGAAAAAGUUUUUUAUUCAGCAGAUAAGGCGUUUUUUCCAGUGAUAAUAAAUUAUCUCCUUUUCUACUAGUAUCGUUGCUUGUUUCAGUGAUCUGUGAAAAAUACGCUUUAGUUAUCAGCAGCAGUAAAUGAUUUCUAAGUAAUUUCUACAAGUCUGCUACAACAGCAUAUGCUCAGUGUACACAUGUAUAAAAAUCUAAUUAACAUGAUUUAUUUAGCCCAAAAGCAUGUCUCAAAAUGCAGCCAGAGCUUUAUUUAUUUUACAUAACCAAAGUAAUAUGGCUUAGAACAUAGUAUGAUUAUUUUAGUCUGUAAACACAACAACACAUCCUUAUAGACUAAGAUUAAGCCUGAACGUUAACAUUACCUAUUACAUGUUUAUCAAAACUGUUUUUUUUUUUUUGCCUAUUCUUCCUGCAAUCAUAUCUUAAGCUAUGCAACAGAAUGUGGUCAUCAUGGUCAGAUCAGGACUGCAGGCUGGACAGUUCAGUAUCUGUACCUUCUUUUUCUGUGACCAUGCCUUUUUUAAUGUGUGCAGCAUGUGGUUUUUCAUGGUCUUGCUGAAAAAAAGAUCUCAAUGUACUUUACUUCUGUGCCUCUCCCUUUCUAAAAUAAGGUAAACAGGUCGGGUACCAACGAUUUCUAGGCUGAUCCACUGAAAAAUUUCAAGAACUUAUCCUCAAGAAAGUAUCCUCAAAUGCUGUUGCAAAGAACGUCAAACAUAAUGAUGAAACUGGCUCUCAUCAGGAUCACCCCAGAAAAGGAAGACCAAAAGUUGCCUCUAUUGCACAGGAUAAGUUCAUCAGAGUUAUCAUUUUUUCAGAUGCACAUUUUUACAACUUUGCUUAGCAUAACAACAGAAGCAUUCUUGGUCCUUAGCUGUAGAUCAAAAUUCUUUAUUAUAUUUCAGUAAAAAUCAGAAUCAGACAAUACUUUUUUCUCAAUAAAACGUUAAAUUUUUAACUUUUUAAUUGUUUUUUAACAAAUCAUAAUACCGUUAUGGAUAUGAGGCUUUCAUUAGAGGUCCAUUUAUCUCAGUACUUCAAUUAUUGAUUGUUUUCACUGCUUUUUAAAUACAUUAUUAUUUGCUCUUUUAAAUGAAAAAAAAAAAACAGAUGUAGAAAACAGUACUUUGAUAUAUACAGAACAAUACAUGGCAUCGACCAACAACAAGCUCAGUUGUUCAACAAGUCCAACAAAUGUUCUCAUAUCUCUCUCAUAUGCUGAGUUACAUAUUACAACAUGCUUUUCUCAUAUUACUGCAUGCUUAUUAUAUUGUAUACUGUGUUUGAACAAAACACUUUCUCAAUAAAAUUGUUGCAUGUGUACAAUU